AUGGAGCCACCGGCGAAGAGGUCGCGAAAGCUUUUUGACGAUGACAGCUCCAGUGAUUCCGGAGAUGAGUCCGGGGGAGUCCCUGUCAACAAUGGAGUUACCUUCAAAGUUAAUGAAGAGUAUGCCCGUCGAUUUGAACACAACAAGAAGAGAGAAGAAAUGCAGAAACUGGAAUCAAAAUUAGGUAAAGGUUCUGCCUUUGGAAAACGCGGCGACGAUGAGUCCGGUGACUCUGACGAGUCGACCUCUGAGGAAGAGGACGACGACGGAGAACUUGCUACUGAAGCGCUUGAUGCGGAAAUUAUGGCAACCCUUAAGGCAAUUCGGACGAAGGAUCCGCGUGUAUACGACCAAAGCGCUACAUUCUAUAGUCAAGUCGACGAAGACCAAUCGGCAACUUCUGAAAAGAAGCAGAAAACCAUGACCCUCAAAGAUUAUCACCGAGAGAACCUACUUAGUGGCGCCAACUUAGCAGAGGAAGAUGCAUCGGAAGCUCCAAAGACCUAUGCUCAGGAGCAAGAGGAUUUGAAGAAUGCAAUUGUCAGGGAAAUGCAUGCGGCUACCAACAACGAGGAUGCAUCCGCCGACAAGGAGAGUGACGACGAUGAAGACUUCCUCGUUGCCAAGUCAGCCCCUGAGCCCGUAUCGGCGCCGAAGAAGGACGUCAAGCUGGACAUUGAAAAUGCGGACAAAGAUCCCGAGACUUUCCUGUCCAACUUUCUGUCAGCUAGGGCAUGGAUCCCUGCUGGCAGAGCAGACCUUCAGCCUCUCGAGUCCGAUGAUGAAGAGGAUGAUGCACGGGCAGAGGCAUUCGAAGAAGCAUACAACUUCCGCUUCGAAGACCCUAGCAAAAUCAACACAGCGUUGAUUACACACGCUCGUGAUGCCACGAACCAGCAAUCAGUUCGCAGAGAUGAUAAGAGCGGCAGGAAGAAGCAGAGGGAGGCGGAGCGCUUGAAAAAGGAAGAGGAAAAGAAGCAACGUGAAACGGAAAAGAACCGACUGCGCAAGCUUAAGAUGGAAGAGCUCCAAGAGAAGGUCAACCAAAUCAAGGAAGUCGCAGGCCUCCGCGCAUCCGAGUUCACUGACGAAGAAUGGGCCAAGUUCUUGGACGAUUCCUGGGAUGACCAAAAGUGGGAGCAAGAGAUGCAAAAGCGAUUUGGCGAAGAUUAUUAUGCUGGAGAAGAUCUUGUACCAGACUUUGACAAUGACGACGAGAAACCUGACCUACCGCAGUCCGAUGUUGAGAUGGAUGAUGCAGACGACGCCGAGGGCGAUGAGAGCGCAUCCAAAAACAAAAAGAGCAAAGCGCAGGAGAGGCGGGAUCAGAAGCGUGAAGCUCGCAAAGAUCGACUACGCAUUGAAGAGGCAGUGGAUCGUAAUCUGGAUCUGGAUAUUAACCUUCUCCCCGGUGCAAAGAAGCAUCAGGGCCAUUUCCGCUACCGUGAAACAUCUCCAAACAGUUUCGGUCUGACUGCACGAGACAUUCUGAUGGCUGAGGAUACCCAGCUCAACGAGUAUGCCGGAUUGAAGAAACUUGCUUCCUUCCGUGAUCCGGAGAAGAAGCGUCGCGAUCAGAAGAAAUUGGGCAAGAAAGCUCGUCUGAGGCAAUGGCGCAAGGAUACAUUCGGCAACGAAGAUGGUCCAGCGUUUGUUUUUGGUGGUGAAAGAACGGUUAACGAGAAAGAAGAUGCCACUGAUGCUGGAAAUGUCGAUAUCCGGGAGGGAGAACCCAGAAGAAAGAAGAGAAAGAGGUCGAAGAAGCACUAA
Molecule: messenger RNA, 1770 nt
Organism: Aspergillus nomiae NRRL 13137
Lineage: Eukaryota; Fungi; Ascomycota; Eurotiomycetes; Eurotiales; Aspergillaceae
Product: KRI1 family protein
Exons: 3
Coding region: 1-1770 (589 amino acids)
Biological process (GO): endonucleolytic cleavage in ITS1 to separate SSU-rRNA from 5.8S rRNA and LSU-rRNA from tricistronic rRNA transcript (SSU-rRNA, 5.8S rRNA, LSU-rRNA)
Cellular component (GO): nucleolus; 90S preribosome
Source: RefSeq, a predicted model, not a curated record